Molecule: messenger RNA, 527 nt
Organism: Ilyonectria robusta
Lineage: Eukaryota; Fungi; Ascomycota; Sordariomycetes; Hypocreales; Nectriaceae
Exons: 1
Coding region: 1-456 (151 amino acids)
Source: RefSeq, a predicted model, not a curated record
AUGUCUACCUCCCUCUCUCACGCUACUAGAACUGUCCAUGCGUCUAUUGGACAGGUCUGGGGUAUCCUCGCAGCAUAUGGCUGCGAGAGCCUUUGGUUCCCGAAUGUUACCAAGUCAACCCUCGAAGGAUUCGGAGUUGGCUCAACCCGCUCUCUGUGGUUCGACAACGGACCUAAGGGGGGGGACGCUUGGGAUGACAAACCUGUCCGCGAACUACUCGUCAACGCUGAUGCGUCGAUUUAUUAUCUGCGCUGGCAAGUCUUCAACGAUAACAUGGGCGACUUCCAGUCUUUCUCGAGUAUCAAGCUUCGCCACAUUGACGACAAGACGACGGAGAUAGAUUGGUCCGGUGAAACGAAUUUUCCGGACGGACCUGACCGGGACAACCUAAAGGUUUUUAUCGAAGCCAUGUAUACCAGGGCUAUGGAAGCUGUUGCUAAGAAGCUGGAAAAGUAGAAAUCCUAAUAGCGUUAUGAGUUGAAUUGGGGGCAUACUAGCUCAGAUAGUGGCACGCUUUUCUUAGGUCG